This is a messenger RNA of Salmo salar (Atlantic salmon), 4398 nucleotides long. Its product is annotated as transmembrane protein 198. Gene Ontology annotation, cellular component: plasma membrane; cytoplasmic vesicle. NCBI's taxonomy places the organism in Eukaryota, Metazoa, Chordata, Actinopteri, Salmoniformes, Salmonidae. The record is from RefSeq and is a predicted model, not a curated record. Gene Ontology annotation, biological process: positive regulation of canonical Wnt signaling pathway.
UUCCCCGGGAGGAAGAGCAGCUCCGUCUUGCCGAGGUUCAGCUUGAGCUGGUGAUCCGUCAUCCACACUGAUAUGUCUACUUCAUUAAACGACUUUAUGAAAUGUGAACUUAUGUACCCACAUUGUUUCCCUAUGUCCUAUAUUAGCAUUUAACAAGUGCUGGCAACUCUGUGGUCCAUACAAAGAUGAAAAAAGAUGGGUUUUAUUUACGUUAAAUAUUAGUUUGUAUUUGUGUUAUUUAUUAGGUUUAAUUAACCAAAGGGGAUAAGUAAGAUGAGUGUUUAAAUAAAUACAGUAGGUUGCAACUUGAAAUAUAGGUUUGUUAAUAAUCAAAUAUAACAGUUGGCGUCGAAUCAUAUAUUUGGUUUCAACAAAUGCAACAACAAAAAAAUGUUUCGAUUGAGAACCUUACUCAUUUACUUGUAACUAUUUGAAGCAAUUUUUACAGUACAUGUCACAUAGCCACCAAUGCUAUCGGCAGAUUUAUCCACAUUUUACAUCUCACGUGUGGGCUAUAUUAUAGGCCAAUAGCCAGCCUAGACAUAUUUAUCAAGUAGCCUAUCGGACCACAGCCACUUAGGGCAACUCAGAACACUGGAUGUAUUUAGUUAAAUAUUCAUAUUUAUUUGAUGUUGAGAAAAGAUUUUUAAAAUUCUAUGCCGAACAUCUCACAUGGUUCGGGACCACUGUCCUCCAUAUGUUGUCCAUGAGCACUCCCUCUUACCCUCAUCCAUCCAGCCCUGCGCUUUUCCCUAGAAUGGUAUGCCCCGGCAUGAGCCUAUUGAGCCUGCUGAUGCGAUACAUCUCUACACCCUGGACGCUCCUAUUAUUUUCUUCUGCACUCUGCAAAGCCUCGAAUGUGGAUUGGGUGAAGAUGUAGGAUACAGCUCUAAAAGGAUGCUAUACAUAGAUAGUGUAUGUUCUAUAAUGUAGACUAGUCACUGUAUAUUUGUUUGAAUUAGGCUACAGUUGUCUUGUGUCUGGCUACGUUGGAUUACCUGGAGUAGCUAGAAUCAUCCGUCGCGCCCUAAUGGGCUUUGAUUGUCUAUCCUAUUCAUAGGGAGUGAGUAUCAACAUGAGGGAUGCUGAACGAUUCGGAUGAGUCGUUUUGGGGGCAAGAUGCGGACAGAAUGGCUGGGGCAGUGCUUCGUAGGAUGCUGAGGCUUUGUGAUGGUGGAUUCUUGUGGAUGGGAAAUGCUCCCUGAUCUUCCCUGCCCUACUCCUCCCUCUCCUGAAAACCCCAAUCCCUCCAUCUCUCGUUCUCACUUUCUCCAUCACUCCAUCACUCUCUGGUCGCCAUGACGUCCACGCUGCAAACGCUGGCGCUCAAGCUAGCCCCGCCCCCUCAGGACCUAAACCCUGAGCGGUUGGAUGGCUGCGAGGAGACGGACCAGCGCUACAAAGUGGUUCCCUCCGUCGUGUGCUCCAUGUGUUGCCUCUUCGGCAUCAUCUACUGCUUCUUCGGGUACCGUUGUUUCAAGGCGGUGAUGUUCCUGACGGGCCUGAUGUUCGGCUCCAUCGUCAUCUUCAUGUUGUGUUAUAAGGAGCGCGUCCUGGACACCCAGCUCAGUGUUGAGGCCUCUGUGGGCAUCGGCCUGGGCAUCGGCACCCUCUGUGGCCUGGUCACCAUGCUGGUUCGCUCCGUGGGUCUCUUCAUGGUGGGUCUCCUCCUGGGCCUCUUGGUGGCUGUGGCUACCCUGGUGGGCAUGGAAGAGCUGUCGAACAGCCCCCCGAGGUCGGUCUGGGUCCCCCUGGGGGUGCUGCUCGGCCUGGGCAUGCUGUUCGCCGUUCUCACCCUCCAAUGGCAGCGUUUCUUCACCACCGUGUCCACGGCCGUGUUCGGGGCGGCGGUGAUCACCGUGGCGCUGGACUACUUUGUGGAGCUGUUUUCCCUGGUGCUGUACCUGUAUGAGAGGGUGAAAGCGGCGCCCAGAGGGAGGCCCGUCUGCUGGAUCACCUGGGUGGUGCUGGGGGUGUGGCCUGCUCUGACGCUCCUGGGGGUGCUAAUACAGUGGAAGGUGACAGCAGAGGGAUACUCCCACACCAAGGUGAUAAUCAGUCGUCAGCAGCGGCGGGUCCAGCUGAUGCGUAUCCGUCAAAAGGAGGAGCGGAGGGACCGCAGCAGGAAGAGGAAGAAUAAACAACAGAGAGACUCCACCCACAGCUCCCACCCUCCCAAACCCCUGCACCCCGAGCCCGCUUAUCGCAGGAAACCCAACCCUAUACGACGCUUUGACGGGGACGUCCUAUCGCCUAGUUACAUCCAGAGUUUCCGGGACAGGCAGGUGGAGGCCAGGCUGUAUCCUGGAGGGGGCAGACUGAUGGGGGGAGGAGGGGCUCACACUAAUGUGGAUGUGGACUAUGACUGUGGCUCCACCACGCCCCUCACUGCAGCUGCAGGACCCUUACUACGAGUCUGAACACUCCCCCAAACACUGGUCCAACCACACCCCCAAUGAUCUGGCAGCCACAUCACACCCCCAAAAGGUGUGACCACACCCACAACCCACCUGUGCUGCAGUAUGGAUCUGACCACACCCCUAAAUGGUGUGACCACACCCCCAAAGGCCUGUAUUGCAGUAUAGGUCUGACUGACCACUCCCCCACCACAAUGCUGGAGCCAAUCAGAGUAUGUGAAUAGGAAAGGCCUGAACUCCUUUUUCUGUUUCACACGCACACCAGCCACAUGCAUGAACAUACUGUACACACAUCCACAAACACUGCAGUGGAAGUGGAUCUGGUGAAAAGAGAGAGGAAUGCAGGGCCUCUAACUGGAUGACUGUUACCUGAGGCUUCUCUCUCCAUCCAGCCAGUCCCCAUCAGGACACAGUUUAAAGAAGCAUGGCUCAGGUUUCAAACGAAGCAUCGUUUUACCAUGGACACCGGAAUACAAUCCUCUCUUCAGGAUUUUGAAAGAUUCAACUUAGUGUGUCUACUACUCUGCAGUCUUAAUUCCUCAAAUCAUUCUCUGUCGUCAACAGGCAGUUCCUUUGUACUGCGUUUCUACGCUUCCAUCCUAUGGAGUUGGGACCUUCUGAUGAGAACUGACUAGUCAUAAACACCCCUGCUCUGUGCCAUGCCAGCCCAACAACAGAUCACCUCCUGGGAAGAAGAAUGUGUGUCUUUUAAGAGGAAGCAUUAUGCAUUCUUGGUGCUGGACGAUAUCCUUCUUUGGAAAGCAGUUUGAACUCCCCCUUCUUUAAAUGAAGUUGGGAGAUCCGGUUGAUUUAUGGGUGCCUUGUGAUUGCCCUUACUUGGACUGUACCACUCAGCAGUGGGAUAGGGGUUAUUGGCAGUGGUCGCUGACUGAGAGAUGUGAGAGACUAUAUGAUAACAUGCUAUAUUAUUAUAGUGACAGACAACAAAGUUGUUGCGAUAGGAAUGAGGGUAGGCCUAUGUCUAGCAGAGGAACAACAGUGACCCAAUCAGGGAGCAAGCAAGGAAACAGUGGAUGGUGAUUGGUCUAACCUGCCCUGGUCUCUACCAAAAGGAACACUACAGGAAGUCAGCACAGGGUCAGCAAGAGGUCAAUAAAGAGUUCAAAACAGAAAGGGGUCAGAAUAAACGAUCGACCAAUACAAGGAGAGUAUUGACCACUCCCCAUCCACUCUCAAGAGAGGACCGUUCAGGUCACAGAGGAUCGCCUACAUAUAGAUAGACCCCUACAUAAUGUGCAUUGGGUUUUCAAUAUGGGUCAUAACAUUCUGUCUAUUGUGUAUCAGUAAAUGACAUUACAUUUAUGGUUUAUUAUUGUCUUUGACUCAGACUGUGAGUGUGAAACAACGUGAUAAUAUAAUACAGGUGUGAUGUUGUUAUUAUUAUUAUUAUGAUUAUGAUUGCCCCAUUGGGCUGUGGGUCGGGACAGGGUAUGAGAAUCAAAGUUAUUUUCCCAGAAUCUUCCAGGGGAAACCUAUCUGGCUGCAUGACUCAGUGGUUCCUUCCUGUUCCUGUCCCCCUCUCUUACCUGUCCCCCGUGGCAUUGUCCUCCUCACCUCACCAGACAGUGGUUCCUAUCCCCUCUAGCCUGGUGGCCCCACAUCUAACAACCACAUGCAUAGUUCCUAAACACUUCUCAUGAAUAGCUUCUUAAUAAUGCAUUAUAAGAACAUGUACAAUGCCUUAUGCGCUAUAAUGCAUAGAGAUUAAAUUGAUAUUCAUGAGCACUUAUGUGCUUAUUAUACAUUAUGAAGAGCAUAUUCAUAGGAAGUGUUAGCAAAUUAGCCUGAGUGCCAGUCUUGUUUAAGACUUCAUUUCAACUCCUUGCCAUGACAAUGAGUUGGCAUGGCAGCACAAACAGAUCUGGGACCAGGCUGUUACAGAGUUGGCCAUACAGCACAAACUGUAGAGAUGUGUGCAUUCUUCUGAUCUGUACAUAAACAACACUGUAUUUUUACCAUU